CGAUUUUGUUUUUGCGUGCUAUGAUGGUUGUGUUUUCAGUUUGACACGAUAUUCGUUUUUAUUGAUUUUUCUGUCGAAAAAUAUGUAAUUUUCACCCUUCUGAGCUAUUGUUACAAUUGCAAGUGACGAACCUAAACUUUUCCUAGUAAAGUGUAUCGAAUAGAGAAGGAUUUGGGCGCAGAAAUUAUGACCGAACCGGAUGACGCACUACAGCAAUACUUGGAACUCUGUUCCAGCGACGCCAGCCGGUUGGGCCAUCAGCUGGCCUCGAAUGCCGUCCUAGAGUGGAACGGCGUAACGAUUCGAUUCGCUGCCCGAAUAGUAAAGUUCCUGCGCCAGAAACUGCACACUGGAAUGGUACAAAGCUUCUCCGCUGCCGCCGCGGUUGAAGCCUUCGAAAAUCGACAGACUCAUACUUCGACAAAAACAAUACCACCGGAGAAUUUUAGUCUAACAAGUACUUCUCGCGUUACUCCGGCUGUGCCGGAACCCGUCGGACAAGGUACCAGUAGUCCCAAACUCAACUCUUCUCGUGAAGAUCCCGGUUUUGAGACACCCCCACGGACCCUUCCAGCGGCAGCACAUCCCCCACCUUUGACAGCCGGCCGUCAGUUCCUACUGCUUUCGAGCGACGAUGAUGAUGACGACAACGAUGGGCCCGAACGUGAACCCUCGCCCACCGCCGAUUCCCGCCAGAAUGUCUACUCGGAACUGCGCUACCUCGAGGCACUCGGUACCGUGCGAAUGGCCAGUGAGACGAAACAUCGUGGUACCCGUACCACACAUCACAUCCCCCGAAGAACGCCAACCGGUGACAGCUUGGACACGAUGCCCCCAACCCCACCCAGUACCAAUCCUGUCGAGAAGCGUACCCGCCUAAAGCUGUCCUAUCGAACGCAUCAAAACUCGGGUGAAAUUCAGUUCGCUCUAAUAAUCUAUGAGGACAUUUCACGGCGUCCAACCACCGUUCGGCGAAAUCUUUUCGCCGAAGAAAGCACCUCUCCACUUCGAUCACCAGAGCCAGACUGUCUGGAAGCCGCACCGUUACCCGAAUCUCCACCAAAUGAAGCCGACAGCGUCGGCGAUCUGGCUACCCUAAUACCACAACCACCCGCUACACCUUUCAAACGGCGCCGGUUGAUUGGUAUGCGAACAACUCCCCGGCGCAGUAGACCCGCAGCAGAAGCUUUCGUCGAAGUUGGUAGCGGCAGCAGUGGCAGUGGUAGUAGCAGUAGCAGCGCGCCAAAUGUGCAGCAAACGUGGCCUCGCAAAACUUCCGCCGUUGCCGCCGGAAGUCCCGGUGGCGGUGGUUCGGCAGCCAAAAAUCGAAAACUCAGUAAUGUUUCUACAACAAUACGGAAGCCGUUGCGGUUCUGAUUUUAUUUUGUUUUUUUUUUCCUUCGUUUUGUACAAACAGUUGUCCAGUACCUAGAGCUUUGUUUUCGAAUCUUGUUUUAAUAUAUUUUAAAUAAUAUAUUCGUCGAAUACUCAAACCAAUUCAGUAAA
Wyeomyia smithii (pitcher-plant mosquito) is the source of this 1506-nucleotide messenger RNA. RefSeq lists its product as uncharacterized. The record is from RefSeq and is a predicted model, not a curated record. The transcript is spliced from 3 exons. Bases 187 to 1377 code for a protein of 396 amino acids. NCBI's taxonomy places the organism in Eukaryota, Metazoa, Arthropoda, Insecta, Diptera, Culicidae.